AGCGCCCAGCAGAGAUGGCAGCGGUGGCGGCCAGAGCGGUGCUGUUGCCGGCGCGGCAGCGGCUCUGGGGGCUCACUGAGAGGUUCCUGGUCGGAGGCGCUGCCGGAAGGUCAUUGUAUUUUGGACGGAACAGAUUGAGAAGUACACAGGCUGCUACACAAGUUGUUCUGAAUGUUCCUGAAACACGAGUGACACGUUUGGAGAAUGGACUCAGAGUGGCCUCUGAAGAUUCUGGGCUUUCAACAUGCACAGUUGGGCUCUGGAUUGAUGCUGGGAGUCGAUAUGAAAAUGAGAAGAAUAAUGGAACAGCUCACUUUCUGGAGCAUAUGGCUUUCAAGGGCACCAAAAAGAGAUCCCAGUUAGAUCUGGAACUUGAGAUUGAAAACAUGGGUGCUCAUCUCAAUGCCUAUACCUCCAGAGAGCAGACUGUAUAUUAUGCCAAAGCAUUUUCUAAAGAUUUGCCAAGAGCUGUAGAAAUUCUUGCUGAUAUAAUACAAAAUAGCACAUUGGGAGAAGCAGAGAUUGAACGUGAACGUGGAGUAAUCCUUAGAGAGAUGCAGGAAGUUGAAACCAACUUACAAGAAGUUGUUUUUGAUUAUCUUCAUGCCACAGCUUAUCAAAAUACUGCACUUGGACGGACAAUUUUGGGACCAACUGAAAAUAUUAAAUCUAUAAAUCGUAAGGACUUAGUGGAUUAUAUAACCACACAUUAUAAGGGGCCAAGGAUAGUACUUGCUGCUGCUGGAGGAGUUUCCCAUGAUGAACUGCUUGAGUUAGCAAAGUUUCAUUUUGGUGACUCUUUGUCCACACACAAAGGAGAAAUACCAGCUCUGCCUCCCUGCAAAUUCACAGGAAGUGAGAUUCGAGUCAGAGAUGACAAGAUGCCUUUGGCACACCUUGCAAUAGCUGUUGAAGCUGUUGGUUGGGCACAUCCAGAUACAAUCUGUCUCAUGGUUGCAAACACACUGAUUGGCAACUGGGAUCGCUCUUUUGGAGGAGGAAUGAACUUAUCCAGCAAGCUGGCCCAGCUCACCUGUCAUGGCAACCUCUGCCACAGCUUCCAGUCUUUCAACACUUCCUACACAGAUACAGGAUUAUGGGGAAUCUAUAUGGUUUGUGAACCAGCCACUAUUGCAGACAUGCUACAUGUUGUUCAAAAAGAAUGGAUACGACUCUGUACAAGAGUCACUGAAAGUGAAGUUGCACGAGCCAAAAACCUUCUGAAAACAAACAUGUUGUUGCAACUUGAUGGUUCCACUCCAAUUUGUGAAGAUAUUGGAAGGCAAAUGUUAUGCUAUAAUAGAAGAAUUCCCAUCCCUGAGCUUGAAGCAAGAGUUGAUGCUGUGAAUGCUGAGACAGUUCGAGAAGUAUGUACCAAAUAUAUUUAUGAUAAGAGUCCAGCUAUUGCUGCUGUUGGUCCCAUUGAGCAACUACCAGAUUUUAACAGGAUUCGCAGUAACAUGUGCUGGCUUCGUGAUUAAAAUGCUCCUAAUCAAAAUAUUUUGAACAUAUAUAUUUAUAAAACUAACAGAGACUGGCAAGUUUUAAACUGUCAAUCCCCAAAGAAAAAAAAAGUGAACAUACAUACUUGGAAAUUUGAAUGAAAUACUGCAAGACUUUAAAAGGAUAAGACUACCAAAGCGAAUGGUAGAUCUCUUGAGAAAUUAUGUUUGAAUGGCAUACUUUCAAAAUUUCACCAUAAGUAUAAUUUUAAGAAUGAAAAUUUGUAAGGUAUUUUCAGUUUUAUUAUAAAAAUGCACACACAACAAAGAUUGUCUUAAGUCAUUUCUUGGCUCUACUCGCAUUCAGUACUUGCUCUUGAGCAGCUUUCUUUGCUUUUACCAUCUCGACAAGUUCCUAGGAAGGGAGAAAGUGUUAUUUAGAAUUGGUACACGUUUCUAGUGUUUGGGAUAAAUAUGGAAAACAUUCAAAUUGGAUAAAUCUAUAAUUAAAGAUACUACUGAAAGGUUGAUUUUACUAACUCUCAGAGCUCUGAAAGUUUCUGAGAUUGGUCAUGUCUUUGUAAUUUUGGCCCACAACUACUGUGGUAUUGAAAUAAGUAAAAAUCUAUAAACUCAAAACAUCUACAACCUUA
Messenger RNA from Miniopterus natalensis, 2095 nucleotides. RefSeq names its product peptidase, mitochondrial processing subunit beta (gene PMPCB). The record is from RefSeq and is a predicted model, not a curated record. Lineage: Eukaryota; Metazoa; Chordata; Mammalia; Chiroptera; Miniopteridae. Gene Ontology annotation, molecular function: metal ion binding; metalloendopeptidase activity. Gene Ontology annotation, cellular component: mitochondrion.